UGUUGCCACCGUCACGUGUCCUUCCGUGAGCAGACUGUAACCGGGGGCGUGCACGGUUACGAUCGCUGCUGGUCCGGAGAUCCCUCUCCUCUCACUGCGCUCCGCCAGAUCUAUUCGUGUCUCCCUCGGCUCCUCAGUCGCCUGGUUUCUCGGCCAAUAAUGGCGGAGAAUGGAACCAGCGUGGAGGAGAGCAAGGGGAACGGGAAAAGCGUCAGAUUCACUGCCUCCCCCGUUGUUGAUAGAGGACUUCCUAGGUCAAAUACUAUGCCUGGUGGAAGAACAGAGUGUGCAGAAAGUUCAGAAGCACAUUUAGGAAAAGAAAACCUAAAAAGGUCAAGAACUGAGAAACAUAUACAGAGUUCCAUUGAAGACCCAACAGUUAAAUUGUUCAGUGAUAAAGUUCCUAAUAAAGAAAAGAUCAGGAUGCUAAAUCGAAUAGCUACCGUGAAAGAUGAUGGGACUGUUGUUGUUGAUGUUCCUAGCAAUCUUGAAAUUGCACCAUCGGAAUUGGGGUCAGAGGAUGGAAAUGGUGAAGCAGCUGAUGAUGAGCCAUUUGAUUCAAUGGAUUCCCAAUACCGACCUCCUAUGCAGAUAGUCAUCCUUAUUGUUGGUACGCGAGGUGAUGUUCAGCCGUUUGUUGCUAUUGGAAAAUGCUUGCAGGAUUAUGGACAUCGUGUUAGACUGGCAACUCAUGCAAAUUUCAAGGAGUUUGUAUUAUCUGCUGGUCUGGAAUUUUAUCCUCUAGGUGGAGACCCAAAAAUUCUUGCUGAAUAUAUGGUGAAGAAUAAAGGUUUCUUACCUUCUGCUCCUUCGGAAAUACCUAUCCAGCGUAAACAGAUGAGGGAAAUUAUUUUUUCCUUGCUCCCAGCGUGCAAGGAGCCAGAUGUUGACACCAGCAUCCCUUUCAAAGCAGAUGCUAUAAUUGCAAAUCCACCUGCUUAUGGACAUACUCAUGUGGCUGAGGCAUUGAAAGUACCAAUUCACAUAUUUUUCACAAUGCCAUGGACACCCACAAGUGAGUUUCAACAUCCUCUUUCCCGUGUCAAACAACCUGCUGGAUAUAGGCUAUCAUAUCAAAUCGUGGAUUCUAUGAUUUGGCUUGGAAUACGGGAUAUGAUAAAUGAAUUCAGGAAAAAAAAGUUGAAACUGCGACCUGUCACUUACUUAAGUGGUGCACAAGCUUCUACUUCUGACAUACCUCAUGGGUAUAUCUGGAGCCCCCAUCUUGUUCCAAAACCAAAAGAUUGGGGCUCAAAAAUUGACGUGGUUGGAUUUUGCUUCCUUGACCUUGCAUCCAAUUAUGAACCCCCUAAAGAGCUUGUGGAAUGGCUUGAAGCGGGUGAAAAACCUAUUUACAUUGGGUUUGGUAGCCUUCCUGUUCAAGAACCUCAAAAAAUGACUGAGAUAAUUGUGGAAGCGUUGAGAAUAACUGGACAACGAGGCAUCAUUAACAAGGGAUGGGGUGGACUUGGGAACUUGGCAGAACCAAAGGACUACGUUUAUCUACUGGAUAAUGUUCCUCAUGAUUGGUUGUUCCUGCAGUGCAAGGCAGUGGUACAUCAUGGUGGGGCUGGAACAACAGCGGCUGGGCUUAAGGCUGCUUGCCCAACUACUAUUGUGCCUUUCUUUGGUGAUCAACCUUUCUGGGGUGAUCGAGUGCAUGCUAGAGGACUUGGGCCACAACCCAUCCCCAUCGAUCAAUUUUCACUGCAAAAGUUGGUUGAUUCUAUCAAGUUCAUGAUGGACCCAAAGGUGAAGGAUAAUGCUGUGGAAUUGGCCAAGGCGAUGGAAACUGAAGAUGGUGUUUCAGGAGCCGUGAGGGCAUUCUUGAAACAUCUUCCCAUUAAGAAAUCGACUCAGGCUGCAGCGCAACCAUCUGGCAUAAUUGGCUUUUUGCUUGGCUUUCUUAGAUGCUUUAGCUGUUCCUGAAUCUUCUUAUUUCCCUCCUUGUUUGUGUAUAAAUUAUCGUGGUGGGUUUAUAUAAUUUUGUUUGUAUAA
Molecule: messenger RNA, 1998 nt
Organism: Zingiber officinale
Lineage: Eukaryota; Viridiplantae; Streptophyta; Magnoliopsida; Zingiberales; Zingiberaceae
Product: sterol 3-beta-glucosyltransferase UGT80A2-like
Exons: 14
Coding region: 160-1929 (589 amino acids)
Biological process (GO): carbohydrate metabolic process
Molecular function (GO): hexosyltransferase activity; UDP-glycosyltransferase activity
Source: RefSeq, a predicted model, not a curated record